This is a messenger RNA of Xyrauchen texanus (razorback sucker), 6024 nucleotides long. Its product is annotated as glucagon receptor-like. Gene Ontology annotation, molecular function: gastric inhibitory peptide receptor activity; glucagon receptor activity; peptide hormone binding. The transcript has 14 exons. Lineage: Eukaryota; Metazoa; Chordata; Actinopteri; Cypriniformes; Catostomidae. The record is from RefSeq and is a predicted model, not a curated record. Bases 291 to 1898 code for a protein of 535 amino acids. Gene Ontology annotation, cellular component: plasma membrane. Gene Ontology annotation, biological process: cell surface receptor signaling pathway; adenylate cyclase-activating G protein-coupled receptor signaling pathway.
CGCAACUCACGUGUGUCACCAUAAACCACUUACACCAACAUCGAAAGAGUAGAUUUAUGUUCUCAAAAGGAUUCAUCCCGCAUCAUUCCAUUCAGGAUUGGAUUACAUGUUAAAUCCUUCACUGGGAUUGUCUCAUUUGGAUCGUCGGAAAAUGCGUGGCUGUGGAUCACAGAUUGGGGACUUUCGCGGAAUUAAACGAGCUUUAAGUGUGGUGAUAGCUAAAGUGUUCCUAUGACCUGAGCAUCCCUUCGGCCCCUCGGCUCCCCUCCCGGUGGCAGCAGGAAUAAGGGAUGUCACAAGUAUUCCUCCUUUUGAUCCUGCUCAAUUUCUCAUCCUGCAUCCAGGUGUCAUCUGCUGUAUCCCUCAAAACUUUGAUGGCAAGAUGGAUGAUGUACCGAGAUGAAUGUUUUCGAAAUAUUAGCAGAGAACCUCCACUGACAGGUGUUGUGUGCAACAGAACGUUUGAUAAGUAUGCAUGCUUGCCGGAUGGGCUACCCAAUACUACAGUGGGUGUGGCUUGCCCCUGGUACCUGCCCUGGCACAGAGAAGUCCGACAUGGGCAGGUGUAUGUGGAGUGUGAUGAAGAGGGACAGUGGAGUAAGCAGAAAAAUGCCAAUGAAUGUGUAUCACGAGACCCCACCCAAAUCAACAUGCAACACUACGGAAGGAUCCUUAGUCAAUUCCAGACCAUGUACACUGUUGGAUAUUCUCUGUCUCUUGGGGCGCUGGUGCUGGCAUUGGGGAUUCUGAUGGCCUUUAGGAAGCUGCACUGCAUGAGAAACAACAUCCACAUGAACCUGUUUGCCUCCUUCAUCCUGCGAGCCUCUUCUAUUCUUAUUAAAGAUGCAAUGCUGGAGAGACCAGACACUUUUCAUGUUGGUCAGGACAUCACCAAUGAACUGGAUGUGGAGUGGCUGGUUAAAAACGAGACGGCUGUCGGCUGCAGAGUUGCUGUGGUGAUGAUGCAGUAUAGCAUCCUAGCUAACAGCUAUUGGCUGCUAGUGGAGGGAAUCUAUCUGCACAGCCUUCUGGUGGUCACUGUGCUGACAGAGAGGAACUACUUCAGCAUCUACCUGUGCAUUGGCUGGGGUGCUCCUUUGAUAUUCGUGUUCCCGUGGGUGAUUGUGAAGUACUUGUAUGAGAAUGAAGAAUGCUGGGUGCAGAACAUACACAUGGAGUACUGGUGGAUUAUUCGUUCUCCCAUCUUACUGGCCGUCCUGAUCAACUUCUUCAUCUUCAUAAACAUCAUUAAGAUCCUUGUGUCAAAACUGAGGGCGCAUCAAAUGAGAUAUUCUGACUACAAGUUCCGGCUUGCUAAAUCCACCCUCACCCUGAUUCCGUUACUGGGGAUCCAUUCGGUCCUGUUUUCAUUUGUUACUGAUGAGUCUACCUCGCAUGGUGCUCUACCACUGCGCCUCACAAAGCUCUUCAUUGACCUCUUUUUCAACUCCUUCCAGGGGCUGUUGGUUGCCAUAUUAUAUUGUUUUGUCAACAAGGAGGUUCAGUCUGAGAUCCUGAAGAAGUGGAGACGCUGGAAGCUUGGGAGGGACAUUGAGGAAGAGUACCGCCACACUUACAGCCAGACCCUGCAGAUGAAGAGUGGCAGCAUCAUGGUCCAUCCACCCAAUCUACCCAGUUUGCCCGAUAUCGCCACCACAACCUCGACGCUCUGCAGUCCAGAAGAGAAGCAGAUGUUGGUGUCCAGCAGCCAAAAUGGGAUAGUAGCUGGGCAGGGAUGCCUGCGGUUCACCUCCACGCCACAAGAUGGCUCCACCUGCAGUUCACUUACUGAGGAUACAGUGGUAGCGGACAUGACACUACAUUAUAGUGUUCCACAGGACAAUGUUGAGAAAGCAACCUGUGAUCUGGAAGAGACAUGUUUCAGCAACAGACCUUAACUCGAUUCCUCUCACUUUUUCAGGAUGAGAUGCUAGAACCCCUUGUCCUAGCUGGAGCGAGAGGUGUGUAUAUGAGUUUGUGAGAGUGUGUGAGAUCACCUGCCCUCUCUGAAGAUCAGCAGGCAACUCAUGAUGGACAUCUGAUGAUGGUAACUCAUGGUGGACCUUAUGAAGGAUCAGUAAAGUGUAGAACGUGGACAUAUCUUAAGGAAUUGCACAAUUGUACAUGCUUAAAAUUUUAUGAGUCUUACUUCUAGUCUGGUAUAUCUAUGUAUCGUGUUGGUGGUUCAAUACAUGAGACCCGUCUGGACAAAUUCACACACCAAAACAACAGAAAAUCAUGCAAGGGACCAAAAGGAACCAUUAUGACCAAACAUCUCCAAUAUCUUGAAAUGGAUGGAAUAUAACAGACACACUGAACUGAAUUUAAAUGAACUGGUUUAUGCAUUCCAGAGACUGACCACGUUUACAUGCACGUUCUGAAACAUCAUUUAAACAAGAAUGCCAAUUUCCUUACGCUGUUUAAGGGAUUAAGAGAAAGCUGUUUAACACACCAGGGUUAUUGUGGUUAUGUAAACGCUUUAGAGGCGCUAUUACAGGUUUUUGAGGAGUAUGAAUGUGCAUGAACAGACCAAAAGAGUCAUAGGAAAAAACCCAACAACACAAUUCUGCUGCUCGUCACGGUAGAAACAAACAAAGCAACAGCUCUGGAAUUUCUGGAAAUUAAGCAAAGCAAUGGAGAAUGAAAGAGCGAAGUCUUCCUUGGAUGCCAUGUUUGUUAUUUACACAAGCGUUGCAGGGAAAUUACAUUGCUGUUGAGAAACCUGCUUACUGUAUUGUACUAUACACCGAUUUCGAGCCUUCUCGCAAUAAACGGCUUUAUGGUGUCCAUGUAAACGUGGUCACGAUGACUGAGGGUGAUGCAAAACCUACUGGUUCUUGUCUUCAUAGCUAUCUUCUCUAACUCAUCUCUUCAUAGCGUUGUCUUUUUGGAAACACUUUUGACACUUUUGAGUACAGUAAGGGGUUGUUCACACAGGACACGUUGAUAAGCUGGAUGGAAUGCAAUGGAAUAGAGCGCAACAGUGCCUGCCCAAUUUUUUGCCAUCUUGAUUCCUUGAUGUUUAUUUUUUCCAUAGGGAUUUCAUAAAGAUCUAUGCUAUGAACCAAAACAAUCAGAUCCAAGGUGAAUCACAACAUUACAAACUUUGAUUCAAAGCAAAAAAGUUAAAAAGAUUUGACAAAAAGACUUUAAUGAAGGCAUGAACUACAAUACAAUGAAGCACUGUGAAUCAAAAAUGAAAAAUGAUGGAAGAAAAGUUGUUGAUUACUUGUAUAGAAUCAAUAUAUAUUUAGUUUUAGUCUUUUUGCAAAAUAUUUAGAUAUAUACAAAGAUAUAAGUAGUUACUGUUAUUGUUAUUUAUCGUUAAAAAUGAAUUCCCCAAUGGAAAAAAAUUAUGGGAUUUUUUCUUCCGGAAGCAGACUGUUGCACUCUGUUGAACAGAAGGCGUGUUUAUAGGCACAUUAACACCCAUACAUCAUUGCUUAUGUACACAUUCAAUAUAUUUGAGUUGCUUAUCCUGCCCACAUUUUGAUCUGGCCUGCGUUUCCCAAAAGCAUUGUAAGCCUAAGUAGAUCAUAGAAACCAUUGCCACCAAUGGUCUCAAUGAUCAACUUAAGCUUCCAAUGUUUUUGGGAAACAUAGCCCUGAUUGGUCCAUUAUUAUUUGUUGUAAAACUCGCAUUAGCUGGGUUUCCAUCCAAAUGCUUUGCAUUUUUAUGCACAUUUCUGAACAAUUAGACAUCAGAAAAUGUGAAACAUUGCCUGUUUCCAUCAACUGUGUUAUAAACAUUAUAUUGAGGGAGCCCACUUCGUGUCAUAGAGCAGUUGAACAACCUCCUUGGUUCAAGGAGAGUUGUAUUUGCUGUAAUAAGAGCUAUUAUAAAUUUGUAUUAAAUGCUACCUGGAGACAUCACAGAAUAAGUGCAAUAGCUCAAAGAACAAGGGAUAUAAUAUUAAUUCUUAACACUGCCAGCAUCUAUGUACCUGGGAUUGCCCACGCUCAGACCAGUAAUGGCGGAUUGUGUGGAUGAGCUAUGGGUGAACCACUUCUGACUAACCAGAACUGAAACACUAUUGAAAUGGAAGAAAUCCUAAAAAUGAACAGAAACAUGUUGCCAAAUGGUUAUAACGCAUCAUCUUUUAUGCAAAUAAACUGUUUCCAUCACCUGAAUGUGCAUUUUUAAUGAUGUGAAAAUCAAAUACAACUCAUCCUAGCAUGUAAACUUUAAAGCAAUUUUCUUUUGGUUUAUUCACAUACAGUGCAUUUCCAUUCAGAUUUCCUAUGCACAAUUUCAAAAUGUGCAUACAAAAAGUUGGAUGGAAGCCCUGUUGUUUAUCUGUUGUUUUUAACUUCUAAUACUUUAAUACUUAAAAUGUGGUGCUCAUGGUGCAAGUUGCUGAAAAACAACGAAAUGUGCCCCUAUGGCAAAAGACAUUCAUCUGGCAAUUAAAAUAAAGCACAAUUGGAAUGCAAGAAUGUGUCCUGUGUGAACGGAUCCUAAAGAUGUUUGUUUAGUUUAAAUAAAACAUCAUGACUAGGUUAGAAAUUGAUUGUCAAGUCAAGAAAGAAGAGAUCAAACAGUACUGACCAUGUGCCUUCUUCUGUAGGUGAUAAAUCCAGAUAUCACAAAAACACAAAGAUUAUACAGGACGAUACAAUUCAAGUCCUGUAAAAAUCCAUUAGUCACACACACAUACUUCAGAGGUGAAAGCUGCUUAAGGCAGAUUCUGUACACUGAACAGGAGCUCAAGCAAGAGUUACAUAAAUGUGCAACUAUUAAUCAUGAUGAUGUGCUCCUUUCAAGGAAGCAUGCUUGGGAUACUCAAACAUGUCAAAUAAACCCAUAAGUAAAAGGCUUUAAAGGGUCUUAGUCAAUUACCCUGUUUACAUGCACUUAAUAAAACGGUUUAUUCCAGGGUUUUUGCCGAAAGCAGCAUUCUGAAACAUCAUAUAAACACAGACGCCAUUUACCUUGCGGUGUUUACGUGUUCAAAAAUAAUCUGUUUAACACAUUUAGGUUUCUCCCGGAGAACGCCGUUUAUGUGGUCAUUUAAACGCAUACACUGGGUUUCUUACAUAUUUUUGAAGAAUGCGCAUGUGCGUUAAAAAUACCAAAUAACUGAAGUAACAUCACCGGAUGUAUUGCUGCAUCAUAUCAACAAGUCAAAUUGCAUGAAUUCAACAUUUCUGGGGAGGACAGUAGGAAAGGGAAAAAUCACACAAUCAACUCCAUCCACCUUUGCUCUCAAGUGCUAUGGGGGAAUUCCGGACCAUAGCAUGAUGUAAGAGGGAAUCCCCCAACCCUCCCAUAACUUAAACAAAUUUUGCAUUAACUGUGGAACAUUUGGAAAUAAAGCAAAGCAAUGGAAAACAAAAUAUGGCAAAGUCUUCCUUAGACGUCAAGUUCAUAAUUUACAAAAGCGUUGCGGGGAAAUGUGCACUGGAGAAAGUGACUUGCUGACUGAGGCACAUGUACUGGGUUAACGAGUACACCGCUUACACAGUGCAUGUAAACAGAAUGGGAACACCUUUUUCCUGUCUUAAGCAGCUUUCUUGCAAUAAACAACUUUCUGAUGUCCACAUAAACGAGGUCAAUGCCUUAAUGAAGUUGUAUGUCAGAUAUGAAUCAUGUGUUGCUCGUCAAAGCAUAUAAUUAUCCACCAGACAUUCUUGUCUCCUGAUAGGCAGUAUAAUUCUUUGGCAUAGAGCUUUGAAAGAUGGAGUAUCGGUGAGGAAGAAAGGUGAAACAAUUCCACACUAAUUGCUAUAAAAAUACAUAGACACACCACUGAAAUGAUUGUGCAUUGGAGUUUAAAGGAGAAGUGUGUCAUUUAUUUGCAUUGAAGGAAAAUAAAAUCUAGUUCUUUUUGCUAUUCUGUUUGGUGCCACCAGUGACAUAGAAGUACCAAGUAAUUACGUGGUAGCUUCAGCAAUUGCGUUUCUCAUUUAACAGGUUUGGGAGGUUGGUUUUGUUGAUUAAAGCUUGGUACAGGAAUAACCUUAAAAAACUCAUCAGUUUAUCAUCUCACAUUUGCUUUUUAUGACACUAUCAUUUGGUUUUGG